Ustilaginoidea virens is the source of this 990-nucleotide messenger RNA. RefSeq lists its product as uncharacterized. Gene Ontology annotation, biological process: protein geranylgeranylation. The transcript is spliced from 2 exons. Bases 1 to 990 code for a protein of 329 amino acids. Gene Ontology annotation, molecular function: Rab geranylgeranyltransferase activity. Gene Ontology annotation, cellular component: Rab-protein geranylgeranyltransferase complex. NCBI's taxonomy places the organism in Eukaryota, Fungi, Ascomycota, Sordariomycetes, Hypocreales, Clavicipitaceae. The record is from RefSeq and is a predicted model, not a curated record.
AUGGCUCGACUGAAUACGUCCGCAGGCGUCUCCAAGCUAGCCGUAGAGGCUCACGUCAAAUACGUGCAAAGCCUGGACACAAAGAAGGACGAGUUGGACUACUGGCUGACUGAACAUCUACGUCUGAACGGUGUGUAUUGGGGCAUGACGGCCAUUCACCUCCUCGGCAAACCCGACGCCCUUCCCCGCCAGGAAACGAUCGAUUUUGUGCUGUCAUGCCAGCAUGGCACUGGUGGAUUCGGCGCUGCUCCGGGGCAUGAUGCCCACAUCCUGUCCACAGUUAGUGCUGUGCAGGUUUUGGCCAUGGUUGACGCAUUGGAUGAGCUUGACACUCGAGGACCUGGAAGAGCCCGGGUGGCCAAGUACAUUGCGGAUCUCCAAGACCCGCUCACGGGAAGCUUCUACGGGGACGAAUGGGGCGAAGAAGACACUCGCUUCCUCUAUGCCGGAUUGAACGCGCUGUCACUCCUCGGAUCGUUAUCCUUGGUUGACCUGAACAAAGCAGUUGCCCAUAUCCAGAGUUGCGAGAAUUUCGAUGGUGGUUAUGGGGUCAAACCUGGUGCGGAGUCGCAUUCUGGUCAGAUCUUCACGUGUUUAGCUGCUUUAAGUAUUGCUGGCGCUCUGGACACCGUGGAUCAUGAAAAACUAGCCGGGUGGCUUAGUGAGAGACAAACGCCUGGCGGUGGUCUUAAUGGCCGGCCCGAGAAAGCAGAGGAUGUCUGCUACAGUUGGUGGGUGCUUGCCAGCCUGGCUAUUCUCGGUCGCACCCACUGGAUUGAUCGUGACUCCCUUGCUUCCUUCAUCCUGAGUAGCCAAGAUACUCAACAUGGCGGGCUAGCCGAUCGUCCUGGCGAUAUGGUGGACGUGUGGCAUACGUGCUUCGGGUUGGCAGGUCUCAGCCUGUUGCAGCACCCGGACAUGGUUCCAAUCGACCCGGUCUACUGCAUGCCUACGUCAAUCGUUGAAAAAUAUGUGCAACCAAGGGCGUGA